GCACGAUUGCCUCGACACGCGGUUGGCCUUCCGGAUGCGGCACCGGAUUAGAUUGGAUGGCAAGUCCACCGUUGUCUCUACUAGUACUCCCACAAACCUUCCAAGAUUCUACAGCAAGCAAGAUUGCUGUCGCCUAUUUUGUCCCCUCACCCCUCAUAAACUUAAUCAACCGCCAUGGCAAACAGUACAGCCUGCAAAGCUUGUGUCAUUUUUGUGGUGAUCCUGUUAGCCGCAGGAGGAGGGAUCUUGGCAUGGCAGCUCUUGUCCAAGGAUGACAAUGAUGGCAGCAUGGAGACGGGGGACAAGGGAGGUCUCUUUGGCACUGGUCUUUUCGCAGCCAACAAUAACAAUGCUUCGUCUACAACAGACUCUUCUUCUACGGUGACCAGUACUUUAGCGCCAACCAUGUCAAUGGCUCCAUCGGCUGCUCCCUCUGCCAUGCCGUUCGAGUAUGAAUACCGCUUUAAUCGAUGCACUCCCGACGCCGCACAAUGCUGCAAUGGUCUUGAGAAUUUGUGUAAUUGGCCCGUCAACGAUAUCCUGUUUGGAAUCCCACACAAUGCCAUGGCCACCAAUGACGUCUUUUUGGUUCCCAAUCAGCUACGACCAGUCGAGGAGGCUCUGGAAGCAGGAUUUCGAGGUAUCAACGUUGAUUUCUGUGUUUGUCAAGGUCUCGUUAAACUCUGCCAUGGGUUUUGUGGACUGGGAGAGGUCGAUCCAAAAGAAUUUCUGGAACGAGUUGUGACAUUCAUGGACCAGCCAGAAAAUCAGAAUGAUGUGUUCCUGCUGACCAUGGAACUCAACAGUGAUGCCGGCCAAACCGUGGAUCUCAAUGUGAUCUAUGACACUGUGUUGACUCAAGUAGAGGGCUUUACAGACAAUCUCUACGUACAUGAAGGGCCUGGCGAGCCCUGGCCUACUCUAGGAACCUUAAUUGCCAACAAUAAGCGACUCAUUGCGUUCCAUUUCAAUGGACCAGACUGUUCCGAAGCUGCAAGCUGUCCUGAUGGAAUGCAUUAUUAUUUCCAGUAUGCCCAGGAGACACCUUUUGACAUGCCCUCCAUUGAUUCCAUUCUCGACAAAGAAACAUCAUGCAUCAUUACACGAGGUGCUACCACGACCGACGGAUCCUUCUUUGGAGUCAACAACUUUGUAGAAGCCUCGGCAUUUGAUCUUGACAAUCAACUGGAAGCAGCAACCCAAGCCAACUCAUUGGAAUUUGCCAAGGAACAUAUUGAGGCUUGUUCCAGGAUAAAGCAAGAUGGAGUCUAUUACGGAGAUCCAAAUGUAAACCUGCUCUAUGUGGACUUCUGGCACGUUGGCAACAUUGUCCAGUUGGUACAAGAACACAACCAAAGACUGGGCGAGUACACUGGAAAUUGAUUACUGUACGCUUGGAUAGACAAAAGAAAAUGAAUUCGCAUCAGGUCGAACAAACAUUAGAAACAUUGAAAUGCCUACUCAGUAACUAUCAAAUUUUAGAACACUCUAACUUU
Molecule: messenger RNA, 1496 nt
Organism: Seminavis robusta
Lineage: Eukaryota; Bacillariophyta; Bacillariophyceae; Naviculales; Naviculaceae
Source: the annotation of a GenBank genome assembly